This is a messenger RNA of Triticum aestivum (bread wheat), 1458 nucleotides long. RefSeq lists its product as uncharacterized. Gene Ontology annotation, cellular component: chloroplast envelope. The coding region runs from base 13 to 831 and encodes 272 amino acids. The record is from RefSeq and is a predicted model, not a curated record. The transcript has 5 exons. NCBI's taxonomy places the organism in Eukaryota, Viridiplantae, Streptophyta, Magnoliopsida, Poales, Poaceae.
CAUUUUACUUAGAUGGGUCUCUUUGCCCCUGAUCGUUCCCAGCCGCACCGUUGGCGACGGCCACACAGGCACGACCUCCCCGACAGAGUCGCCCUGCUGAUGCCGCACCGCACUCACCUCCCGCCGCUCCGCGCGUUCCAGUUCCCGCUCGCCACCCACCUCCGUCACACUUGCUCUCCUUCCCCGCCACCACCUUGCCUCUCGCCAGCUCCCGUACCCCGAUGGCCGACGCCGCUUCGCGCCCGCGCGUUCGGCGAAUCCAUUCGCGGAGGCGCCGAGCCCCCUGGCUCCACCCUCGACGCGCUCCUCUCUGGCGCGGAGUUGCUCUGCCUCGCGCCGCCCGCCAUCUGCUCUGCGGUUUGCGCUGUCCGCCUUAUCGUCACGCGGGGCGGCUCAGUCAAGCCAUUCGCUGCUCUAGCGAGUGGGAGGAUGUUCGUCUUGCAGUACGUUCUCUUGGUGGGGGCGGUGGCGGUCGGGGUGCUGGUCCGGCGGAAGCAAUGGGAGCGACUUUGCCGGGUGGGCGCGGGCGGCAGCGCAUCGGCCACAGGUGGUGUGGAUUUGGUGGGGAGGGUCGAGAAGGUGGAGGAGAGCGUGCGGGGUGUGUUGGCGGCCGUUGUAGUGCUGUCGAGAACAGUGGAGAAGCUCGGCGUCAGGUUUAGGGUGCUGCGGAGGACGGUGACGGAUCCUAUCAGUGAGACAGCAACAUUAGUUGAAAAGAAUUCAGAAGCCACUCGAAUACUAGCAGCGCAAGGAAAUCUUCUCGAGAAAGAAAUUGGUUCGAUACAAAAGGUUCUGUACGCGAUGCAGGACACAUACAAUCGUAUAUUUUAAAUCCCUCCGCUGGAUCAUGUUAUAUUAUAGGAACAACAAGAAAAGCAACUUGAGCUAAUCCUUGCAAUUGGGGAAGCAAGUAGGAUAUUAGAUGACAAGCAGGACUUAGGCCAGGAAACUGCUAUAUCUUCCAGUUCAGCUCCAGAUUAUGCAAAUAUAAGGGACCCGAAUAUCCAUGGAACAUCAGAUUUUUAGGCACGGCAGAUCAAAUGUUUUUUUGGCAAUUUACGUUGGCGCAAGGAUGGCAACUAAACUUACCACCCUCGGCAAACAUAAUUUGCCAUGAAAAACGUUUGAUUUGCUAUGCCUAAAAAUCUGACGUCAGUUUUUUUUAGCAUUUCAAAAUAUAAAAGCUGAAACACUUGCAGGCGGCAAUAAAAACCCUGAUUUCAUUUGCCGAAAUAGAAGCUAUAGAAGCGUCAUAAGCCUCUGCAUUAAGGUUUUGUACCAUCCAAAUAGCGAAGAGGAAUAGAUGAUUAAAGUGGUUCCCUGACGAAUAAAAUCACUGCUUUGAACAGUAAGCUGCCAGCAAUAUUUUGAUAUGCUCUUUGUAAACACAGGAGACGCAGAAUAAAUACACCAUAACGUGUGAUAUGUGCAGAGCAAAGCUGUUGUUUUUACAAGAUC